AUGGAGCUCCCGCACCCGCUGAGCGACCACAUCGCGCUCGACCUCGAGCGACGGACGUUGCGACUUCGACGCGACCGAACGAUCGAGCUCGUGAUGCCCACGAGCGAGGCAUCGGUCGUGGACGUGUACAGCGCCCUCGGACGGCCGAACGACGAUCCGCACUGGGCGGAUCUGUGGCACGGCGGCGCGGCGCUCGCGAGCGCGGUGCUCGAGCGACCAGAGUUGGUUCGCGGAAAGCGCGUGAUCGAUCUUGGGUGUGGGUUAGGGGUGGCGGGCAUAGCGGCCGCGAUGGCGGGGGCGAGGGAGGUGGUGAUGAGCGAUCGAGAGGAACGCGCGCUGUGGUGCUCGCUGGCUGGAUGUCGGGCGAACGGCGUGCGGGACGUUCGGGAGUUGAGUCGCGAGUGGAACGCGCCGGACGACGUGGAACUUCCGCCGGUGCCGACGUACGACGACGUCGACGAUUGUGGAUCGAAUUGCAUCGUUUCGGCGGCGAAAGUGGAUUGGUUUGAGCCAGAGCUCGCCCCGACGGGUUUCGACGUGGUGUUGGCGUGCGACGUGUUGUACACGCCAGAGGCGGUGGACGCCAUCGCGACUUUAGUCAUGCGUCUGUUCGGACGCGACGAGGUUAAUGACGGUAAAGGUGAUGAGAAUGGAAAUAAACGCGCUCGCGGUGUGUUUAUCCUCGCCGAUCCACCCGGAAGAUUUCCUAAGAAUCACGAGCGGUUCAUGUCGUUGAUGGAAAAUCCGUCGCUCAUACCGGGAUACGAGGGACGCGAUCGUCACUCCAUCGUCAGCGUCACGUCCUCGACGGAUGAUUAUCUAAAUCUCGAGCGUAAAGUUAUGGCGGUAAAGCUGUCGACGUACGAGAUCACGAGCUGA
Molecule: messenger RNA, 879 nt
Organism: Ostreococcus tauri
Lineage: Eukaryota; Viridiplantae; Chlorophyta; Mamiellophyceae; Mamiellales; Bathycoccaceae
Product: Methyltransferase small domain
Exons: 1
Coding region: 1-879 (292 amino acids)
Molecular function (GO): methyltransferase activity
Source: RefSeq, a predicted model, not a curated record